AUGAGUAAUCCCAAAGGCGUCGCUGAGAACAUGCUCUGGGGAGGCCGCUUCACCCAGGGCCUCGAUCCCCUCAUGGUGCAGUACAACACGUCCCUCCCCUACGACCGCGUGUUCUGGAAGCAAGACAUCGCCGGCUCAAUUGCCUUUGCCCGCGCCAACACCAAGUCCGGCAUCCUCACACCGCAAGAGUUCGCCGAGAUCGAGCGUGGUUUCAAGCAAGUCGCCGAGGAAUGGCAAACAAACACAUUCGUGGCCAAGGAGAACGACGAGGACAUCCACACCGCCAAUGAGCGCCGUCUGGGCGAGAUCAUCGGCAAGGAUAUCGGCGGCAAGCUGCACACCGGUCGGUCGCGUAACGAGCAGAUCGCCACGGACAUGCGCCUGUGGCUCCGCGACGAGCUCCGCGUGAUCGAGGCCCACCUGAUCAAUCUGAUCAAGGUCUCCAUUGCUCGCGCUGAGAACGAUAUCGCCUAUCUCAUGCCCGGCUACACCCACCUGCAGAAGGCCCAGCCUGUCCGCUGGUCCCACUGGAUCCUGUCGCAUGCCACCGCCUUUGCUAGCGAGUUGGAGCGUCUCCGCGAGGUGAUCCGUCGCGUCAAUAAGAGCCCCCUCGGUACCGGUGCCCUUGCCGGUAACUGCUUCAACAUUGAUCGCGAGGCUAUGGCCAAGGAGCUUGGCUUCGAUGGCUUGCUGUACAACUCCAUGAACGCGGUUGCGGACCGCGAUUUCGCCAUGGAGACUAUGCAGUGGGGUAGCUCAUUCAUGCUCAAGAUCUCCCGCUGGGCUGAGGAUCUGAUCAUCUACAGCAGUCUGGAGUUCGGCUUCGUCCGUCUGUCGGAUGCUUACUCUACUGGAUCGUCGCUCAUGCCCCAGAAGAAGAAUGCAGGCAAGUUUGACCUGGAGCUGCUCCGCGGUAAGUCCGGCCGUACCUUCGGCCAGAUGGCCGGCCUGAUGUGCACAAUCAAGGGCCUGCCUACUACCUACAACAAGGAUCUGCAGGAGAGCGUUGAGCCCAUGCUCGACCACGUCAAGACUGUCAGCGACAGCAUCCAGAUCGCAACAGGUGUGCUCUCCACGCUCACCGUCAUCCCGGAGAAGAUGAUCGCCGCCCUGGCCCCGGAGAUGCUGGCUACCGAAAUUGCCGACUACCUUGUCCGCAAGGGCGUGCCUUUCCGCGAGGGACACCACAUUUCCGGCCGUGUCGUUGCCCUGGCUGAGAACACUAAUGUCCCCAUGGACACACUCUCUCUGGCGCAGCUCCAGGAAGUCGACGCCCGCUUCGACGCGGAUGUCCAGACUUGCCUUGACUACGAGCGUGCCGUUGAGCUGAAGGAUGCCAUUGGCGGAACUAGCAAGCGCGCGGUUCUCGAGCAGACUGCCGUGCUGAAGAAUUUACUGUAG
Molecule: messenger RNA, 1401 nt
Organism: Penicillium psychrosexuale
Lineage: Eukaryota; Fungi; Ascomycota; Eurotiomycetes; Eurotiales; Aspergillaceae
Product: argininosuccinate lyase ARG4
Exons: 3
Coding region: 1-1401 (466 amino acids)
Cellular component (GO): cytosol
Molecular function (GO): argininosuccinate lyase activity
Source: RefSeq, a predicted model, not a curated record